CUCCCUUCUUUGUUCUGUCUGGCCCAGAGAUCCGAUGCCACGUGCUGCCGGCGGUGCUGCGGGGCUCGUACGUGUGCUCGGCUGGAGUGCAGAUGGAUUCCCGCUGCGACUACACCUGCCUGCCCGGCUACCAGCUGGAGGGCGAACGGAGCCGCACGUGCAUGGAGGACGGGCGCUGGAGCGGGAGCGAGCCGAUCUGUGUAGAUGUCGAACCUCCCAAGAUCCGCUGCCCGGACUCCCGUGAACGGAUAGCAGAGCCAGGCAAGCUGACUGCCACGGUGUACUGGGACCCACCGCGCGUGAAGGACUCUGCCGACGGUGUCAUCAAGAGGGUGAUGCUGCGGGGCCCAGAACCUGGCUCAGAGUUCCCUGAAGGAGAGCACGUGAUCCGCUACACCACCUACGACCAGGCGUACAACCGAGCCAGCUGCAAGUUCAGGAUCCGUGUCCAAGUGAGACGCUGCCCUGUGCUGAAGCCUCCGCAGCACGGCUACCUCUCCUGCACUUCUGACGGCAACAACUACGGUGCCACGUGCGAGUACCUGUGCGACGGGGGCUACGAGCGCCAGGGCACCUCCCUGCGGGUCUGCCAGUCCACCCAGCAAUGGACAGGCUCCCAGCCCCUUUGUGCACCCAUGCAGAUCAACACAGCUGUGAACUCGGCAGCCAGCCUGCUGGAUCAGUUCUACGAGAAACGCCGGCUCCUUGUCAUCUCAGCCCCCGACUCCGCUAACCGCUACUACAAGAUGCAGAUCUCCAUGCUGCAGCAAGCCACGUGUGGGCUGGACCUGCGGCACGUCACCAUCAUCGAGCUGGUGGGGCAGCCCCCGCACGAAGUGGGGCGCAUCCGGGAGCACCAGCUGUCCAUUGGCAUCAUGGAGGAGCUCAGGCAGUUCCUGCACCUCACCCGCUCGCACUUCAACAUGGUGCUGCUGGACAAAGCGGGCACCGAUCGUGAGCGCUACAUCUUGCCCAUCAGCCCAGACGAGAUCUUCGACUUCAUCGACACCUACCUGCUGAGCGAGCAGGAGGCAGCCCAGCGGGCACAGAGCGGGGACCCCUGCGAUUGAGGCAGCACCAGGGAGACCCCCUGCCACCCCCCUCAGAGGACGGACACCUUCCUUUCUGCUUUUCUAGUCGCCCACUGUAGAGGAGGACCGGGAUGCCAAGGACUUCCAGGGGGAAGGGAGCCACUCUCAGGCUGCUCUGGCACUGAGAGGUGAGCAGGGACAAAAUGGGACAGGGGGCCACGUGCUAGCAGCGUGCCCACUGCGCAGCAGCCAGGUGCCCCGUCUGGCUGCAGGCUGCAGGGCAGGGUGGCUCAGCCCCAGGCAGGACCACACCGGGAGAGGCUGGAGUGCCUCUCUUCAAACUCCAGGGCAGGAGGGAAAAGGGAACCCAGCGGGAGGUCAGACUGCAGACAAGCGAGUGCCCCAAAUCCUAGGAAGGCUGCCAGAGCAGAGGAGGGAGGGGAGGGAAGAACAUGCAGGGCGACGUUACAAAUGCCUCUAUUGCAGCAGCUUCACCCUCAUCGUGGCCGUCCUCACCUCAUAUACAACUUAAACUUGCUCCCUCCCUGCCUGGGCUCAGUCCUGCUGGCCAGGCACUGAUGCCAGGCUCCUGCCAGAACCAUCAGAAAGCAUUUAUUAGAAGCAAAUGGCCCCAUGCUCAGCAGACGGUAACAGACAUCCAGUGCGCAGAGUACCCCAGAGGCUCGUGAUCUGCACCCUACCACUCGCUUCCCCUUCCACCCAGCACUGUGGCACCCUUCCUGGGAACUGUUUUGGCAGUAGAAUAUUAACUUGAAAUUAAUAAAUUUGUAUAAAAAAAUAUCAGUUUUGGUAGAAAGAGUAUUACAGAGAGGCACGGGGAAACUCAUCCUUCAUGCAGGGACGGGGCAGCUGCCCCCAGUAAGCUAAGCUGUGCUGUGCUGCCCCACAUCCCCACGACCCUUCCCCAUGCACAGCCCCACGCUGCAGCCCCCAGCUCAGCCCCACGCACACCAGCUGACCCUGCCUGCCUUGUCCAGCGUGGCCCCACAGCUAGGGGUUGAGCUGGGCUGUUCGCUACACCAGAGCCCUAGUGCCAGCACCUUCCGUGGGGAGGCGGGUGGAGGAGACAGGGAGGGAGCAGAUUGUGAAACAGAGAGGGUGGGAGGAGGAAAAGAAGAAAAAGAAAAAAAGAAACCCAACCGCUCAAAGUGGUUUCAAAGCACUGUGCCUGGGGGGAAAGAAGGGAGGGCCCACAAAGACUCCAGUUCAGCCUUAAAUUUGGUCCAAAGCUUACGACAAAUGCAAAAACCCUUUAAGAGAAGCUAGGCCAAGAAGAUUUUCUGCCCAAGCCUGUUUAGAGAAGGUCAUGU
Molecule: messenger RNA, 2362 nt
Organism: Cygnus atratus (black swan)
Lineage: Eukaryota; Metazoa; Chordata; Aves; Anseriformes; Anatidae
Gene: SRPX2
Product: sushi repeat containing protein X-linked 2
Exons: 7
Coding region: 93-1070 (325 amino acids)
Source: RefSeq, a predicted model, not a curated record